CUUACGAAAAUCUUAAAGAGGGAGCUUCCAGAUAAUUAAAAGAAAUAUUUUUUUAAAAAGGAACAUCCAAAGAGAUUAUGGCGGAGGGGCAAUCCGACAGCAACAACAAUCAACAGCAAUCUCCUCCUUCUCCUAAUUCCUCCUCCUCCUCCUCCUCUCCUCCUUCACCACCUUCUUCAGACUCACAACCUCCACCAUCACAACAACAAGGAAACAAUAACAACAACAACAAUGGUGGAAACAAUGAUAACAACAACAAGAAUGGUAAUAACAACAAUGGUGGAAACAAAGACAACAACAACAACAAUGGUGGAAACAAUGACAACAACAACAGCAAUGGUAAUAACAACAAUGAUGGCAAUAAUGGUAACAAAAACAAUGGCAAUAAUAACAACAAUGGUAAUAACAACAAGGGGAAUAACAAUGACAACAACAACAACAACAACAACAAGGGGAAUACUAAUAGCAACAAAAACAAUAACGGAGGAAGCAAAAACCGUUCGCCUCCGCCUCCUUCUAAAAAUUCCGGCCGUAACUCUCCUCCGAAAUCUCUGUCUCCUCCUAAAUCAAGCCGUGGUGGCUCUAAAUCCUCACGUAACGACACACCCAACAUGGGUGCUAUUAUAGGAAUUGCAGCUUCUGCUGGAUUGUUGCUUCUUGUCAUGAUCUUGUUCUGCGUCUGUUGUUGUCGUAAGAAGAAAAAAAAGAAGAAUCAAAUGCCUUACUAUGCAAGCAACGGUUUCAACGGUGCGAGUGGCCAAUACCAACAACAGCAACAACAAUACAAUAACCAAAGCGAUCAUGUAAUGAACGUAGGGAACAACAACUGGAUGAAUUCACCUCCUCCACCACCUCCUGGAACCUGGCAACCGACGCAACCAAUGCCCGUCUCAGGCGGUCUUAACAGCAGCGACAUGAGCUCAAACUACUCAGGCCCACACGGUCCAGCUCUACCACCACCACACCCUUCAGUGGCUCUAGGUUUCAACCAGAGCACAUUCACCUACGACGAGCUAGCCGCAGCAACGCAAGGCUUCUCUCAAGCGAGACUGUUAGGGCAAGGCGGGUUCGGGUAUGUUCACAAGGGGAUACUUCCAAAUGGUAAAGAGAUCGCUGUGAAGAGUCUUAAAGCAGGAAGCGGACAAGGAGAGCGAGAGUUUCAGGCUGAGGUGGAUAUCAUUAGCCGAGUUCACCAUCGGUUUCUUGUGUCUCUUGUUGGUUAUUGUAUUGCAGGAGGGCAGAGGAUGUUGGUUUAUGAGUUCUUGCCUAAUGACACGCUUGAGUUUCAUCUCCAUGGUAAAAGUGGUGUUAUUCUUGGUUGGACUACAAGGCUCAGGAUUGCUUUGGGAUCAGCUAAAGGGCUUGCUUACUUACAUGAAGAUUGUCAUCCGAAGAUCAUUCAUCGAGACAUUAAAGCUUCAAAUAUUCUUCUUGAUGAAUCCUUUGAAGCCAAGGUUGCAGACUUUGGGUUAGCCAAGCUAUCUCAGGACAAUGUUACACAUGUGUCCACUCGUAUCAUGGGAACAUUCGGGUACUUAGCUCCAGAGUAUGCGUCAAGCGGGAAACUAACAGAUAGAUCAGAUGUUUUCUCCUUUGGAGUGAUGCUUCUAGAGCUCAUUACCGGACGCCGACCUGUUGAUCUCACUGGUGAAAUGGAAGACAGCUUGGUCGAUUGGGCAAGACCCUUAUGCAUAAACGCAGCUCAAGACGGAGACUACAGUGAACUAGCUGAUCCACGCCUCGAGAACCAAUACGAGCCUAAUGAGAUGGCCCGAAUGGUGGCUUGUGCCGCUGCAGCCGUCAGACACUCAGCUAGACGCAGGCCUAAGAUGAGCCAGAUUGUUCGAGCUCUGGAGGGAGAUGCAUCGCUAGACGAUCUAAACGAAGGAGGGAAACCUGGACAGAGCUCUAACCUCGCGAGGGGAUCAAGCUCGGACUAUGACUCGAGCACUUACAGUGCUGAUAUGAGGAAGUUCAGGAAAACAGCGUUGGACAGCCAAGAGUACGGUGCAAGCAGUGAGUAUGGAAACACGAACGAGUACGAGCAGCGACGAAAUUAGUAGAGGAGGAGUAACAUAACAACUACUAGACAAGAGCUUUGACUUAGCUUUUUAGAUUCAAGCA
Messenger RNA from Brassica oleracea var. oleracea, 2124 nucleotides. Its product is annotated as putative proline-rich receptor-like protein kinase PERK6. Gene Ontology annotation, molecular function: protein kinase activity; ATP binding. The transcript is spliced from 7 exons. Lineage: Eukaryota; Viridiplantae; Streptophyta; Magnoliopsida; Brassicales; Brassicaceae. Gene Ontology annotation, biological process: protein phosphorylation. The coding region runs from base 78 to 2060 and encodes 660 amino acids. The record is from RefSeq and is a predicted model, not a curated record.